CAAACAUUCAACGAUUUCCUGAAUUGGAUUUUCGUUCGAUUUUGAGGACUAUCUCGAAUAAAAGUCGCUAAAAAGUGAACAAAAAGUUGAACUCUUACACUUGGAAGUGUAUAAAACCAAAAAUUCACGGAUCUGACGUAAUUUUAAGGAAAAUUCUUUGAGAAUCAGCACUAAAUAUGGCAAGAAAUGCAAAUAAGCAAGUGAAAGCUCAAAAGGGCUCGGAUUUGAACAAAAAUUCAGUCGUUAUCCAGAAGGGCAUCAGUAGAUCUGGUCGUGCCAUCAAACCAAAAGCUAUUUUUGGAGAAAGUGUCGUUGAGCUUGUCAAGGCGAAAAAUAACGAGAAGGCGGCAAAGACAGCAAAAUCGAAGGUUGCUGCGAAAAAAGCUGCUGAAAAGACAGAAAAGAAAGUUUCGGAGAAAAAAGUAGCAGAAAAAGCUCAAGAAAAGAAAGUUGAAAAGACUUCGGAGAAAAAAGUUGACAAGACAUCAGAGAAAAAAGUUGAAAAAGUAACCGAGAAAAAGGUUGCGGAGAAAAAAGUUGAAAAAUCAGUAGAUAAGAAGGUAGAUAAUAAAGUAGAGGAGAAAAAAGUUGAGAAAGUAGUUGAAAAGAAGGAAGAAAAACCCGUCGCGAAACCCGUUGAAAAACCAACAGCAAAGAAAAAUGGACCCCCGCCAGCAAAGAAACAAGCUGUCGUAACAAAAGUUGUCAAAGCGCCCGUCUCUCCCAUGGUUGUUAGCCCAAAAAUCAUCCAAACUUUCCUCCCGAAGCAACAAUCUCCGCAAACCCCAUCAGGAAUGCCCAAAGGAUUCACUCCCGUAAACAUAUCUGCCAUCAUGGCGGGCAGCCCGAUUCAACCCGCGAAACCUGUAAUGGCAAAAAUCGUUUGUGUCUCGAAUCAGCCAAAUAACUCGACGCCCGUCAAUGCCAUCACAACACACCCGACUGUCACAAACAACAACAGCAAUCUCGCAAAAACUAUCGUCCUGAAGCCCGUACAAAAGCCCAUGACUUACGAGCAACGCGAAAAGGAGAUUCAAAUGCUUCGUGCUCGUCUCGCCAAACUCGAAGCGGAACAAGAAGCAGAACGCAAAGCACGAGUUGCUCGACAAGGCGUCUUAAAAACUCCGGAAGUGACAAUAAUCCGAAAGAUUAUUCAAAAACCCGCCCUCCCAUCGCAACAACAACAACAAAAAAUCAUGAUAAAACCGAAGCCUGUUGUUAUUGCGCCAGCUCCUGCUCCGACUCAAGCCGUUUCUCGACCUGUAGUUGUGACAUCAGUAGCUUCUGUGCCCCCCAAACCAUCAGUAGCUCCUGUUCUGGCGAAAACAUCAGUAGCUGUUCCCGCGAAAACAUCAGUAGCUACUCCUGUUGUCCCAAAAACAUCAACAUCUUCUCCCGUGAUCGUUGUGUCGACGAACGAAAAUCGCCCCGCGCGAAAAAUAAAGCCCACAUGGAAGGCCAUGGAACAAGAUUGACACGAAACUGAUAGCCAAGAUGAUUCACUUUGAGUACAAAUCGAUCACGUAGAAGAAGAUAUUGACUGUUUUUCUAUUAAAUUUAAGGUUUAAACAAUUUUUUUGAAAUUCUAAAUAAUAAAAAAAAAACGUUUUAUUUUGCUGAU
Culicoides brevitarsis is the source of this 1621-nucleotide messenger RNA. Its product is annotated as transcriptional regulatory protein AlgP-like. The transcript has 2 exons. The coding region runs from base 177 to 1475 and encodes 432 amino acids. The record is from RefSeq and is a predicted model, not a curated record. Lineage: Eukaryota; Metazoa; Arthropoda; Insecta; Diptera; Ceratopogonidae.